Molecule: messenger RNA, 4210 nt
Organism: Misgurnus anguillicaudatus (oriental weatherfish)
Lineage: Eukaryota; Metazoa; Chordata; Actinopteri; Cypriniformes; Cobitidae
Gene: mybpc3
Product: myosin binding protein C3
Biological process (GO): sarcomere organization; ventricular cardiac muscle tissue morphogenesis
Cellular component (GO): M band
Molecular function (GO): myosin heavy chain binding
Source: RefSeq, a predicted model, not a curated record
AAGUGAGGUUGGUAUUCACAAUGCCUGUUUGUUGGAACCCUUUAGGAACACACAUCCAGGAUGCCAGAGCCAACUAAAAAAACUGUCUCUGCUUUCACUAAGAAACCAAAAAGUCAGACUGCUGAGAUUGGGGCAACAGUCAAAUUCGAAGCAGAAACUGAAAAGCUUGAUGCAAAGGUGAGAUGGCAGCGAGACUCCAAGGACGUCUUACCCAGCGACAAAUACACCAUCUCAGCAGAGGGCAAUAAGCAUUCAUUCACCAUAAACAAUGCAGACAUGGAGGAUGCAGUGGGCUAUGCUGUUAUUGCUGGGGGGUCAAAGGUCAAAUUUGAGUUAAAGAUAAAGGAGUCAGAAGUGAAGCCUGCAGCUGUGGACACUAAAGCUGAUGAAGCUAAAGAGGUACAACCAGCACCAACUGAAAGUUCAGCACCAGACACCAGUGAACAUGCAUCAAAUGGUGCAGCUGAUGGUGCACAUGAUGCUCUGCCUGAAAGUCACCAACCUGACACCAGGCAGGACCUCACUGGUCUCUUCACAGAAAAGCCUCAGAGUGGGGAGGUCUCUGUAGGUGAGAAUAUUACUUUCGUGGCCAAGGUGUGUGGUGCAUCUCUUCUGAAGAAGCCCACAGUGAAAUGGUUUAAAGGGAAAUGGAUGGAUCUGGCGAGCAAGUCGGGAAAGCACUUGCAGUUGAAGGAACACUAUGACCGCAACACUAAGGCAUACACAUUUGAGAUGCAUAUUAUUGCAGCUAAAGCAAACUAUGCUGGAGCGUACCGGUGCGAGGUGGCAUCUAGAGACAAGUUUGACAGCUGUAAUUUUGACUUAAUAGUACAUGAGGCUCGUGUACAAGAAGGCUUGGACAUUCGCAGUGCAUUUAGACGCACGAGCACCGGUGCGGGUGGUAAGAAGAAGAUGGGCGAACAUGGCAGUAGCACAGAUGGAGGUGAAGACUCAGGAGAACUGGACUUUAGUGGUUUACUGAAAAAGAGCAGUUUCUUGAAAACUGGCCAUCGAAAUGUUCAUGUGAGCUCAGAGCCUGAUGUAGAUGUAUGGGAAAUCUUGCAGAAGGCUCCGCCCUCCGAAUUUGAAAAGAUUGCCUUCCAGUAUGGAAUAACAGAUCUGCGUGGGAUGCUUAAAAGACUUAAAAAGAUGAAGAAAGAAGAGAAGAAAAGUGAAGCAUUUCUCAAGAAGCUGGACCCAGCCUACCAAGUUGAAAAAGGACACAAGAUCAAACUGCAAAUUGAGGUGGCCAAUCCAGAUGUAGAAGUUAAAUGGCUAAAAAAUGGACAAGAGAUUCAUCCAACUGGAAGCAAGUACAUUUUUGAGAGCGUGGGCAACAAACGCUUUCUUACCAUCAACAACUGUACGCUCGCUGAUGAUGCUGCCUACACCUGUGUGAUUGGAGAUGAAAAAAGUGUCACUGAACUUUUUGUUAAAGAGCCACCUGUCUUGAUCUUGCGUAACCUAGAAGAUCAGAUGGUAAUGAAAGGAGAAAGAGUGGAAUUUGAAUGUGAGGUGUCUGAAGAAGGGGCUCAGGUAAAAUGGGAGAAAGAUGGAGUGGAACUCACUCGGGACGAGUCUUUCAAGUACCGCUUUAAAAAAGAUGGAUGUAAACAUGUUCUUAUCAUCAAUGAUGUGACCAAAGAGGACUGUGGACAUUACAGGGUCAAAACCAACGGAGGCCAAUCUUUAGCAGAGCUCAUGGUUCAGGAAAAGCAGCUAGAGGUCUAUCAAAGCAUUGCUGACCUGACGGUGAAGGCCAAAGACCAGGCUAUGUUUAAGUGUGAGGUUUCUGAUGAGAAUGUUAAAGGCAUUUGGUAUAAAAAUGGAGUGGAGGUGAAGCCUGACGCCAGAACUCAUAUCUCACACAUUGGCAGGAUUCAUAAACUUACCAUCGAUGACGUGAAGCCAGAUGAUGAGGGUGACUACACCUUUGUUCCUGAAGGACAUGCCUUCAAUCUUUCUGCCAAGCUCAACUUCUUGGAGGUCAAGAUUGACUUUGUUCCUCGCCAAGAUCCUCCCAAGAUUCAUUUGGACUGCAUGGGUCGCACCGCUGAGUCCACAAUCAUAGUUGUGGCAGGAAACAAACUGCGACUUGAUGUACCGAUAACUGGAGAUCCUGCACCCACUGUCAUUUGGACCAAAUCUGACAAGGCUAGACCUAAGGAAGGGGAUUUGCAUCCUGAACCAUCGCACACAUGGACAUUGAAAGACGGUGAAGUGCUAACAGAUACAGAUGGACGUGUUCAUGUGGAGAGUACCAAAGGCCAUUGCAUCUUUACCAUCGAGGGGGCGGAGCGUCAGGAUGAGGGCGUGUACUCUGUCAUUGUAAGGAACCCUGCUGGAGAGGACGCAGCUGACAUAAAUGUCAAAGUUGUUGAUGUGCCAGACCCACCGGAAGCUCCCAGAAUCCUUAGUGUCAGUGAAGAUUCUUGCAUUGUCCAAUGGGAUCCUCCAGUCUAUAAUGGUGGCCAGCCAGUCAUAGGUUAUGUAAUGGAAAGGAAGAAGACAAAGAGCUACAGAUGGAUGAGACUCAACUUUGACCCUUAUAAAGAGACCACAUAUGAGGCCAAGAGAAUGAUUGAGGGUGUGGCCUAUGAGAUGCGCAUUUACGCAGUGAAUGCUAUUGGCAUGUCACGCCCUAGUGCCGCCUCCCAGCCAUUUGUGCCAAUUGCUCCUACCAGUGAGCCGGUUGGCCUGUGUGUGGAAGACAUCAGCGACACCACCAUCACAUUGAAAUGGAGAGCUCCAGAAAGGAUAGGUGCAGCUGAUCUCGAUGGCUAUGGGGUUGAGUACUGCAAAGAGGGCUCUGAUGAAUGGGUUCCUGCGUUUGCGGGUCUUACAGAAAGGACCUCUGUGAUCAUCCGUGACCUGCCAACUGGGGAGAAGAUGCAGUUUCGUGUGAGGGCAUAUAAUAUAGCGGGCCCAAGCCCUCCCGCCACACUGCAGCAGGCAGUGACCAUCCGCGAAAUCAUGCAGCGCCCCAAAAUCUGGGUCCCCCGUAACCUUCGUCAGACGAUCAUCAGGAAAGUAGGAGAAACUGUAAACCUGGUGAUCCCCUUUCAGGGCAAACCCCGGCCGAAAGUGACUUGGACGAAGGAUGGUGAACCUCUGGACCCGAAGCAGGUCAGCGUAAGGAACAGCGACACAGACACCAUCUUCUUCAUCAGGAGAUCAGAAAGGAAGGAUUCUGGAAAAUAUGAUCUUCAAGUGCAAAUUGAGAAUGUUGAGGACAAGGCCAGUGUGAAUAUACAGAUUGUGGACCUGCCAGGUCCACCUCAAAACUUAAAGUUGGCGGAUAUUUGGGGCUUCAAUGUUGCGCUGGAGUGGAAACCCCCCAAAGAUAAUGGCAACUGUGACAUCACAGGCUACAUCAUCCAAAAGGCUGACAAGAAAACCAUGGAAUGGUAUACUGUAUACGAUCAGUAUCGUCGCACGAACUGUGUGGUGUCCGAUCUGAUCAUGGGGAAUGAGUAUGUGUUCCGUGUGUACGCCAUAAACAUGGUGGGGCUGAGUCCAGAGCCGUGCGUCUCUAAAGACAGUGCCUACAUCCAGAAAACAGGCAUAGACUACAAACAUCCUUCCUACAAAGAACAUGAUUUUUCGGAAGCCCCUAAGUUCACACAUCCGCUUAUGAAUCGCUCGGUUAUAGCAGGAUACAAUGUUACUCUAAGCUGCUCCGUAAGAGGAAUUCCCAAGCCUAAAAUCAUAUGGUACAAAAACAAGAUGGACCUUACAAACGAGCCCAAGUACCGAAUGUUCACCAAUCAGGGUGUGUUGACUCUGGAGAUCCGUAAACCCUGUCCGUUUGACGGAGGCGUGUACACGUGUAAGGCAAUCAAUGACAGCGGAGAGGACACAGUGGAAUGCAAACUGGAAGUUCGUUCUCAAGUCACAAAAGAAGAUAUCAAGAAAUGAAGAGGAUUGUUUCAGGGUUUGGAAAACUGUGACUUUGUCCUCUUUCUGUCUUCUGUCAUGAAAAUGACCCCAUGACCAUAAUGUAAUGACAGCACAGAAAUAUUUAUUUCAUUUGUUUUCUUCAUCUGGUUGUGCUUUUCUCUCUCACAUCCCAUUCUGUGCUUUGCUGUGUUUUCUUGUCUUUAUUGCUUGCAUUCAUUUUAUUUUAUUGUAUUUAAGGUCUGUGUUGUAGAGUCUAGCGACUCAAAAUUCUCCCUUUCAUAUAUCAUGCCUAAUAAACAUUUUAACGAUG